Lingula anatina is the source of this 505-nucleotide messenger RNA. RefSeq lists its product as uncharacterized. NCBI's taxonomy places the organism in Eukaryota, Metazoa, Brachiopoda, Lingulata, Lingulida, Lingulidae. The record is from RefSeq and is a predicted model, not a curated record.
AGUAAAUUGAAAAUAAAAGUUUAACGUUUUAUACUUUAUUUAUCAUAGUUUACAGACAAUUCAAGUUUUUAACUUAUUCAUUUAUUUUCAGCAUAGAGCAAAGUAAAUUAUAACCAGUUAGCAUCGACUGUGAAAAUUUUAGACUACAUCAUUUAAGAACAUCAUAUAUCAAAUAAGUAAAAUGCAGGCCAGGAACCAGCAUGACGGUGGACCCUGGGAGUUGUACUUCUCUUGUCCUCCACAGAUGAAGGAGUUGUGUGCUGUUACAGUGUGUGUGACACAGCAGGCUUCAGUCUGCAGACAGCUGCCACAGAUUCUUAAAUGCAGGGAGCUGAUAUUCACAGAGCCAGAUAUUUUAGCCACUCCUGCAUUGGGCUUCAUGUCUAGAGUACAUAUAAUUAUGCAGAAGUCUCUGUACCGAACUGGAAGACUGCAAACAAGAUUUGAAAAGAUGGGACUUGAGUUUAUCCGGAGAAUCUUCAUAAUCAUCCUCAUUGGGGGAUAA